AUGCCCAUGCUACAAGAUCCUUCCCUCAAAUACAAAAAGUUCCAGCCAUCGAUCAAGCUCGACGACAGGACUUGGCCUUCCAAUUCCCUGGAGAAGUCCCCGAUCUGGCUAUCGACAGAUUUGAGAGACGGAAAUCAAUCCCUCGCCAAUCCUAUGUCUAUAGAAGCGAAAACUAGAUUCUGGAAAAUGCUAGUUAAAAUCGGUGUAAAGCAGAUUGAGGCUGCUUUCCCCGCCGCCAGCGAUACUGAUUUCAACUUUGUCCGAUCUGUAAUUGAGACGCCAGGCCUCACUCCAGACGACGUCUGGGUCCAAGUUCUCACUCCGGCACGCUCCGAUCUUAUCAAGCGCUCCUUCGAGUCGAUUGCAGGCGCAAAGAGGGCAGUCAUCCACAUGUACAACGCCACCUCUCCCCUCUUUCGCGAUGUCGUCUUCCGCAACUCCAAGGAAGAAACAAUCAAACUGGCUAAAGAGCACACGGAGCUGGUGAGAACGCUUGCCGACGAGUACUCCGAUAAAUACGGUACUAUCUUUGCAUACGAGUACUCGCCAGAGACUUUCACCCAGACUGAGACACAGUUCGCUGUCGAGAUCUGCAAAGUCGUCAAGAGCAUUUGGAAGCCUAGUGCGGAGGUGCCGAUCAUUUUCAACCUCCCUGCCACCGUCGAGGUCGGCACACCAAACACAUACGCCGAUCAGAUCGAGUACUUCUGCAGACACAUCGGUGAGAGAGAGAAGGUACAUGUAUCGCUCCACCCACACAACGAUAGAGGCAGCGGUGUGGCAGCAGCUGAGCUCGGCCAGCUCGCUGGUGCAGACCGCGUGGAAGGGUGUGUAUUCGGCAAUGGCGAGCGCACUGGUAAUGUAGAUCUCGUGACUCUCGCCAUGAAUCUCUACAGCCAGGGUAUCAACCCUGGGUUGAAAUUCGACGACAUGCUGUCUGUGAUCGACACUGUCUCUCAGUGUACAGGAUUACCAGUCCACCCGCGCCACCCAUACGCGGGUGAGCUUGUCUUCACCGCGUUCUCAGGCUCUCACCAGGACGCAAUCAAGAAGGGCUUCGAGGCACAGCAGAGACGCGCUGAUGGCGGCGACAACAUCUGGUCCAUGCCCUAUCUGCCCAUCGACCCGGCUGAUAUUGGCUGCAGCUACGAGGCUGUGAUCAGGGUCAACUCACAGUCAGGCAAGGGCGGUAUUGCGUAUCUUGUUAAACAGAUACUCGGCAUGGAUCUCCCUCGUCGCAUGCAGGUAUCUUUCUACCAGGUCAUCCAACAGGCAUCCGACAAGACAGGUACGGAGAUCGGCGUCGACGACAUCAUCGACACUUUUAAGAGACAGUACUAUCUCGAGGAAUUCUCCACUAAGGGGCGACUCGCCCUGCGCAACUUCUCCCUCGAAGACAGUAGAGGUGGAGGCGAGUCGACGCCUAGCGACGCGGAAUACACACGUACGUUCAAGGGCAGAAUCGCGGUGGAUGGGGAGUCGCGCACUGUGGACGGUGUCGGCAACGGUGCCAUCACUGCUAUGCUCGAUGGUCUGAAGAAACAGCUGGGCGCGCAGCUGAGCGUCAAGUCUUACGAGGAACACGCUAUCGGGAGAGGCUCAUAUGUGCAGGCUGCCUCGUAUGUCAAUCUCUCAGAUGGAACUAAAGAUUACUGGGGUGUCGGUAUCGAUCCUGAUGCCGCCGCGUCAGGUCUCAAGGCUGUCCUCAGCGCCGCGUCGCAGGCUUGUCAAGAUAACGUCUUUCCUCAAGUACAGCCUCUGACUACUGCAGACGCCAUCAAGACCGCUGCGGCGGGUGUGGUGGAUAAUCUCAAAGGAGGUGUGAAUGCGGCUGUGAAUGGGCACAUGUCUGUAAACGAAAAAGCACCGACGCCACCACCAAAAGAGGAUGAGGAUGAGAAGAUAGUGAUAAACCCGCUUGAUUUGACAGCAGCUAAGCUGACGUGCGACGAUGCCGUCAAGAGGAUACUGACAACGUCCCAUGGCUACAAGCAGUCAUACAGACACACUGAUGUACAGCUCGUAGUGGGCUGGAUAGCGUGUAUAAUUGGCGGCGGCGUCUGCGCGUGGUCAUACACGGUCCCAUUCGAGGAAUCCAAGGAGGCGGUUGGAGUAGCGGUGUCAAUAUACACUAUUCUCAGUGCACUCCUCUGGUUGCACGCUAAAUUGGUCAUUUCCAAUAAGGUGUUUACGGGCAGACGCAAGACACUACAGGGACGCAUAGAGACGUCGAGCGUACAGAUACGCUCUACUACCAUUCCAGCAAGUCACAGCGCAAAUACUUGUCCCAAGUACGAAAUCAAAUUGUCUUAUAGACGCACAGCUAAUGGGGGCAAGAGCCUGAUCAAUGCGAAGAAAUCUCUCAGCAGUAUACCCUACCCCGAUCUCUUUGACAGUGCAGGCGUGUUUCAAGCGCGGUACUUCUGGAAUUUCCUCAACAAGUCUACGCGCGAAGUGGAUGAUGCUUGA
Molecule: messenger RNA, 2469 nt
Organism: Wallemia ichthyophaga EXF-994
Lineage: Eukaryota; Fungi; Basidiomycota; Wallemiomycetes; Wallemiales; Wallemiaceae
Product: 2-isopropylmalate synthase
Exons: 5
Coding region: 1-2469 (822 amino acids)
Biological process (GO): L-leucine biosynthetic process
Cellular component (GO): signal peptidase complex; membrane; mitochondrion
Molecular function (GO): 2-isopropylmalate synthase activity
Source: RefSeq, a predicted model, not a curated record